Molecule: messenger RNA, 1608 nt
Organism: Dromaius novaehollandiae (emu)
Lineage: Eukaryota; Metazoa; Chordata; Aves; Casuariiformes; Dromaiidae
Gene: CLDN11
Product: claudin 11
Exons: 3
Coding region: 200-823 (207 amino acids)
Biological process (GO): bicellular tight junction assembly; cell adhesion
Cellular component (GO): bicellular tight junction; plasma membrane
Molecular function (GO): structural molecule activity
Source: RefSeq, a predicted model, not a curated record
CGAGCUGGGCAGCGGCAGCUCCCGGCGAGCGGCAGUGCUCGGGGACCUCUUCGCGCCAAACCCCAGUGCCUCCUGCUCCCGGCUCUCCCGGCGGCGGGGGCUGCAGCAGCGAGCUUGCCCCGAACUCGCCGCCCUGCCUUACUGAAACUUUCUGUGCUUUCCUUUCCAGCUGCCUCGCUCGCUAGACUAGGGGAGCGACAUGGUGGCCACCUGCUUGCACCUGGCUGGAUUUGUCUGCAGCUUUGUUGGGUGGAUCGGGGUGGUUGUCGCGACGGCCACCAACGACUGGGUAGUGACUUGCGGCUACACCAUUACCACCUGCAGGAAGAUGGACGAGCUGGGAUCCAAAGGGCUCUGGGCAGACUGUGUCAUGGCCACGGGCCUCUACCACUGCAAGCCCCUCGUGGACAUCCUCAUCCUGCCAGGGUAUGUCCAAGCCUGUCGAGCACUGAUGAUCGCCGCCUCAGUUCUGGGUCUUCCAGCUAUUUUCUUGCUGAUAACGGUCUUGCCCUGUAUCCGGAUGGGCCACGAGCCUGGAGCUGCCAAGUACCGGCGUUCCCAGCUGGGAGGAAUCCUCAUCAUUCUCCUGGCCAUGUGCGGCGUCGUGGCGACCAUCUGGUUCCCCGUGUGCGCCCACCGCGAGACCACCAUCAUGAGCUUUGGCUACUCGCUGUACACAGGCUGGAUCGGCUCUGCCCUCUGCCUCUUCGGCGGCUGCGUCAUCGUCUGCUGCUCGGGGGACGCCCAGACGUUCGGCGAAAACCGCUUCUACUACGCCUCGGGCUCCAGCUCCCCCACGCACGCCAAGAGCGCCCACGUGUAAGCGCCGGAGGCUCCCAGGCUGCGGUCCGCUGCUGUGGCUGCUGGGUUUGUGCGCGCUGCGUUGGCUGGCGGCGACGCGCGCGGCUGCCAAGCUCCCAGGGGAAGACUUAGGAAAGCAGCACAAAUGUCGGGUAGUUUAAAGCAUUAUCGUCCCCAUCUGUCGCCCCCUUUUCUGGAAGGAAACCUCUAGCGAGCCCAACCUGCCGGCACUGCCCGUUUCAUCCGGCCGCCUGCCCCACUUCUCGCGGUCGGGGCGGCUCGCGUGGCCGGGUGGGUGUCUAGGGGUUUCGUUUUCUAGCUCGCCCCGUUACAGGAGAGUUUAAAGCAAUAAAACAGAAACGAGAGAGACGCUUUCCCGCUGUUAAAAGGGCUCUGGCAGCUUCUCCGAUCGCGUAACUCUUUGCUUUCCCGUGUCCAAGGUCACCGCUCCGGCGAGGUUUGGGUGAGGGGUAGGGAGGCAGGCUGGACUCUCCGACCAGGCAAACGUUUCUCUUUUGGAAGAGCAGGGGAUUUGUUUUCCUUUCUCUGUAAAUACUUUUGUAUGGAUUUAUUCAUUUUAGUAACAGUGUUUCCCCCCACCCCCACAUUCAUCAGUAUGAAGGAAGCAGAACCCAAAGGUCCUAAUUAGAAAGUAAAUAACCGUGCAUUUCUGUAUAUUUUUAAAUGACUUAGGGGGAUCUAAUCCCUGCUCUCUGUUUUUUUUUUCCUUUGUACAGUUCAGUUACUAAAAAUGUUAUUUUUGCAUUUUUUUAAAACUUUCUUUCCUUCCUUUCCAUUAAUUUGUGU